UUUUUCAAACUUUUAGGUUACCCACGAUGUAUCACUCUCGGGAACUUGCGGAGUGUCUUUAGGUAGGUUCGUCAACAGCUGCAUGGUUUGAGAUGGAAUGACUGAUUGGUAACGUGCCUUAAAAUAUACUGCCAUAGAGGGGAACAGCCCGACUUGUAUUGCCCGGCUCUUUUCUCUCGGUCGCUUCCUUGUUUCGUUGUCACCCUCACUUCCCCCAUCAUAAGGGCCGUUCCCUGGCUAAGAUUUUCCUCAGGUACCCUUUCUCACACCUUCCUAUCUCCUCUUCCCCCUCCCAUGUUUCAUCUACCACUCCCGCUUUUCUACUUCCGCUAUCAUACCUUCUAACCAUCAAUUCCUUUUCUCUAAUUAUACAAUUCCUUCUCACAACAAAAAAAACCAAAAAAAAACAAUCCUUAUCAUGACUACUCAAGGGGACUCGAGCACUGUGGCAAGUUUGUCUGACGACAUUACCGCUAUGGUGGCCGCCGUUCAGACUACUACUCUGGGUGAUAAGUAUGUUGUUGGAGAGGGUACUCAGGAGAGCACUCCCCCUCUUCCUGUUGUUGGGCCUCGUGUAGGCAAGUGGGUCGAACGUGAGACAACUAAUUACGACACCUACGCUACUCCUGUCCAAGAUCCUGAGGGCCCCAGGGGGCUUCCUGUUGGUGAGUGGGGUGCUUCAGGCGCUCGUUAUGAAUGGAGAGAGGAAUACGGUGAUGUUGCUCCUGCUGACGAGAUGCUCGAACGCAUGCUCUUUGGUGAACCUGGAACCGCCGAGCGUGCAGGUGCUGGACUUCAAUUUGACAAGUAUUGUUUCCUCAAGUCUUCCAGUUAUUUGCUAGGUGUUGCUUCUCCGAAUGCAACUGUGAUAUGCUAAAAAAGAAAUAGGCUUCUUACUAUCUCUGUUUGUGUAGAAGGCCAGGUGAAGAUGAAUCCGAUUGAGAGAGUAUGUUUUCCUUCCAAUGUGUGGGACGUAAAAGGGGAAGAGAUAGAUAAUUCCUUCUCAAUGUUUUGGGCUAACUGUUUCAAGUUCGAAGAAGCACCUCUUCACCCAGUAAUGCUGCGGAACGUCAAACUAGCUGGGUAUUUUUUCAGAAUUUUUGAUUUUUGAUUUUGACGCUGACUCGUGGGAGAUACGAGAUCCCAACCCCCAUCCAAAGAUAUUGUAUUCCGGCAAUUCUCGACGGACAUGACCUCUUGUCAUGUGCCCAAACUGGUGGGUCGCUACCGCUUGGACUAGGACAUACCUCCUUGUUGCAAGGUUGCCAUACUUACGGGGACUUCAUUUUGUAUAGGUUCGGGAAAGACGGCGGCUUUUUUGGUCCCUAUCUUAUCCAAACUUAUGGGGAAGGCUAGUUCGCUUGCUGCACCCCGCCCUGUUCCGGGUUCUACGGGCCCAUACGUCGCGCAGCCUCUGGUUCUCGUUGUGGCUCCAACUCGUGAGCUUGCCACGCAGAUAUUUGACGAAUCCCGUCGGUUUUGCUAUAGGAGCAAAUUGAGGCCUUGCGUCGUCUACGGUGGUGCUGAUACUGUCACACAACGUAUGGAACUUAGGAAAGGAUGUGAUGUCAUUGUUGGCACACCAGGACGCUUGACUGAUUUUAUAGAACGGGGAAGGGUCUUGUCACUGAAGCGCUUGAAGCAUGUUUCCUUUCCCUUGAUCGCAAGAUGUUUAAAGCUGUAAUUCACUGCUAACGCUAUUCAUAGGUUUGUUGUGAUUGAUGAAGCUGAUGAAAUGUUGGAUAUGGGGUUCGAGCCUCAGGUUCGCAGACUGCUUCAGUCUUCAGGUAGUUUGCUCUUUAUCAGGCGGCUUGGUGUCUGCUAAUAGGGGAUUAGAUGCGAAUGAGGACGAUGACCAGCAAGUCCUGAUGUUCUCCGCCACUUUUCAAAAGGUAAUAAACUUAAGUCCUGUGCCCCUGACACUCUUGAUGCUAAUGUGGAAGGGCAUUGAUAGCCUAUCCGUAAAUUGGCUAGAGAUUUCUUGUCUGAUGAUUUCAUUCAAAUUAAGGUGGGCCGUAUCGGUAGCACUCAUGAGAAUAUCACUCAGAGGGUAAUCCCUAGCCCGAUACUUGUCUUGUUACACUACAUUCUAAUCAAUGGACACGCUGUGUAGGUUCUGUGGGUGGACGAACUAAGAAAAAAGGAGGCUAUAUAUGAUCUUCUGUGCACUGCGCCCCCCGCACGCACUCUAAUCUUUGUCAAUCGCAAACGCGCUGCUGAUGAUUUAGACGAUUACUUGUACAACCGUACGUCUCCUAUGUCUCGGGUGGGCUUCGGAAGAGAAUCGAGGGUUUAACCUUCUUUAUGCAGUCAAGCUUCCGACCACCUCUAUCCAUGGUGACCGCACCCAGCGAGAGCGUGAGGAUGCAAUGUAGGCUCUAGAGAGUGCUUCCUCAACAUCAAUUUGUUGCUGACAUGAUAAUUUUUGCAGGCUCGCGUUUCGCUCAGGAAAAUGCCCAAUUAUGAUUGCUACUCCUAUUGCGGCUCGUGGGCUAGACAUUAGAAACGUGAUGCAUGUCAUCAACUACGACCUGGUCCACAAUAUUGAUGAGUACAUCCACCGUAUUGGUGGGUUCUGUGUUUCAAUAUUUGGGUGCAGGGGGAUCAAGACUAACUGAAAAUAGGACGCACUGCUCGUAUCGGCAACCGUGGCCUUGCCACCUCUUUCUUUAAUAGUAGCAAUGAAGACAUCGCCACAGACUUGGUAAAGGUUCUCUUGGAGUCUUCUCAGGAGAUUCCCGAUUUCCUCGAGCCCUAUCGCCCAAUUGGGGAGGUAACCUUCGAUGAGUCAGACUCGGAUGUCGGAGGUAAAGAGAAGGGAAGUGGUAUCCAUGGUGGCGCUGGAUAUGGUAACGGUGGAGGGGAUUGGGGAAACGGAGGAGCUGGAACCAAUGGUGCAGUUGAUCUCUCCGGUUGGUAAAGCUUGGUAUUCAGUGUCCCAUGGAAACGAUAUUCAAACGCAAGGGAGCCCAGGGGGCUUUGGGGUUAAGCCAUUUGUUUUUUAGGGGUGCUAUCUCAACUACUGCUAGCUUCGUUUCUUUUCUCAUUUUAUUUCUUCUGCUUGACAAUAGUUGGGCUCGACGAUCAAUAAACCUGGUUUCCAAUCGAUUUCAUGCUAAAUUCUUUAUCGUGUUUGGUGCAGGGCUGCGGUGUUAACUAAGUAUUCAGGAGCUAGGCUUAGGUCCUCUUUGACACACCACUUUUACGGCAUAAAAGUUGUUUUUUGACAUAUUUUUUUUGGAACUAAGGCCCUGUUUGGCGCGCAAUCAUAUAAAAAUAUGACAUUUUUCAUGAAAAUAGCAUAUAAGCCAAAACAAAAAAAAUAUGGUGCAACCCAGCUAGGAUAUAUACCUAGCUCCAUACAACAUGUAACAUUCAACCCUCUAAGGAAAAAGGGCAAACCCCUCAAAAAUCCACCUUGUAAAGAUCCUGCAUUCAAUUUUCCUACCUCUACUAUUAUUUGGAUAUCUUUAAAUUCAAUAGUAUAAUACCAUAGUUUUCUUAUAAUAUUUCAAGUCUGAUUUCCUGUUAUAAAAACUAUACUUGCAGACUGCAAUACCUGAUUCUCUACUUGAAGAACAAGAUCAUUAUACUUUUCUACAGAUAAAAUACAGCUAUCUCAUUCCCAUGCAAAGUUACCUUCAGUAAACAAGUCUACACUGUAUACUAAUACCCAGCUUGACAGGGUGAAUCAGGUAACAGAAAUUGAAUUCCAACUUGCCUAAUAGUUGUUCUGACUCUAAUUUAAACUUGGGAUCUUCAAAGGGUAAGCACAAAAGUUAACCAUAUUUAUAAACCUAUACUAAAUCUGGUAUUUAUACAAUUCAAACUAGUUGAACUUUAGAGGAAAUGAAACUUUAUUUUUAAAAUAUUUAAGACAAAAAACAAGUAUAAAAGUAGAUAUAUAAGAAAAGAGAUAUCAGAGGUAUUCCAUGAUUUUUAAAAUCUGUUUUUUAGGAUUUUUCACUUCUUUCUUAGAGGAUUGAGUAUUACAUAUUAUAUAGAGCCAGGUACAUACUCUAGCUGCAAUGCACCAUACUAUUUUUUUCUUCUAAAAUCUUACUACUUGACAGACUCUCAUAUUACUAUUUUAGGACUGAAAAAAUUAGUUUUAUGACU
Tuber aestivum (summer truffle) is the source of this 4119-nucleotide messenger RNA. Lineage: Eukaryota; Fungi; Ascomycota; Pezizomycetes; Pezizales; Tuberaceae. The record is from the annotation of a GenBank genome assembly.